This is a messenger RNA of Molossus molossus (Pallas's mastiff bat), 3106 nucleotides long. RefSeq names its product SP110 nuclear body protein (gene SP110). NCBI's taxonomy places the organism in Eukaryota, Metazoa, Chordata, Mammalia, Chiroptera, Molossidae. The transcript has 21 exons. Gene Ontology annotation, cellular component: nucleus. The record is from RefSeq and is a predicted model, not a curated record. Gene Ontology annotation, biological process: regulation of transcription by RNA polymerase II. Gene Ontology annotation, molecular function: DNA binding; protein binding; DNA-binding transcription factor activity, RNA polymerase II-specific. The coding region runs from base 142 to 2388 and encodes 748 amino acids.
CCCUCUCCACCGCGAGUGCCAGGCAGACUUCCUGCCUCACCCUCGGCGGCUCCCUGCAGGUCUCCCGUCUUCCAGGAGCGACCCCUGGCUGGCCCUGCACCUGGGAAGGGGAAGGAGCAGGUGGAAAACUCUGCAUCCAGGAUGUUCAACGUGACCCAAGACUUAAAACAGACUCGUCUUCACCAGCACUUUAUGCAUCGGAAGCUGGAAAUCGCCUAUGCCAUAGCCAAGCCAUUUCCCUUCUUCGAAGGCCUUCGUGACAAAUCCUUCAUCACAGAGAAAAUGUACCUGGAAUCUCUAGAAGCCUGCAGAAAUGCGGUCCCUGUACCCAGAGUGGUGUACAACAUUCUCAGCAAACUGGAGGAGAAAUUUAAUCUGUCCCUUCUGGAGAUGCUGUUCAGUGAAAUCAACCUGCGCGAAUACCCCAGACUGAAGGCGGUCCUCUGGAGCUUCAGAAACGUUGUCUUUUCCCGCGGAGGAUGGGACAGAGCCACACUGACCCUCCUUGACGCCCCAGCCAACACGGCAGGAAGAAGCUCCCACCAGACCCUUCUGCCAUUGCCAGCGCCCCAGCGUCCUCCACCGAGGCGCCCUGCUCCUGAGCCCGCGGCCGGCCAGCCCAGAGCCAUCCCUCUGUGCAGCACGAAGGUCCUGGAUAGGCCACCCGGCCCUGCUGGUGCUGCCAAGGCUCUUCCCAGCGUCCUCCAAAAAGGAAGGACCACUCCAGGGUCCAGCGGCAACCUGACCCCUCAAGCAGAAGAGAGAGAGGACGUUCAAGAAAUGCCCUGUCCUCUCUCAGCUCUUGUGCCAGAGACAAGGACUGACUCUCCUGAACCAAGGGAGCCAGGGGAGCCCCAGGAGGCAGCCAGCACACCUCCGGUCAGGAAAGGAAAGAAAAGAAAAAGAAGUAUCUGGGACACUCCAAGAAAGAGACACCAGAAAAAAAGCCUUCCAAGGGGACCCACCUUACCUGGGCACAGAAUUCAAAAGAAGCUCCAAGUGGCGGAUCAGGCAACUCAAAAGAAGGACAAAACCAGGAACACAACGGUGGUGACAGGGGCCCAAACGUCUGGACCCGAGGAGGUCAGUGAUGACUCUUCAGAAGUGAGUGAAGCGAAGAGUCCCCGGGAGCCACCCAGCACACCACCAAGAAUGACUCAAGGUACAGAUGAGGGAUUGCGAGUCUCAGAGGGACGUCCGAGGAGCCCAGAUGCCCUGGAUCAUGGAAGGAGACUGUCUCUGGGGAAAUCUCCCCGAGAAAAGCAAAAAAUGAGAAAAAAAUGUAGCUGGUCAAGUUCAAAAACCAGACAGAAAACAAGGCUCUCGAAAGGAACUGCCUCAUCUGGGCACAGAGCGCAAGAGAAGACCCAAGUGGUGGAUCAGGCAACUCAAAAGAAGGACAACUCAACCAGGAACACAGUGGUGGUGACAAGGGCCCAAAAGGCAAGGAUUGAAUGUGCCCAAAAGUCUAGACCUAGAGAAAAGAAAAGGGGAAAAGAUGUCCGUUCAAGUUCAACAAGAAGUUGUCAGAAAAAUAUUCCCCCAAAGGAAAAACCCAAAGAUGAAACUGUGGAUUUUCAGUCUCCGACACUUCCUGUGACCUGUGGCGACGAGAAGGGUAUUUUACACAAGGAUAAAUUGAAAAAAGGAUCCUCGGAGCCAAGCAUUCAGAAUGAGGCCGGAGUGUGGUUCACGCCAAGAGAAUUUGAAGUCAAAGGAAGAGGGAUUCGUUCGAAGAACUGGAAGCGGAACGUGCGUUGCCGAGGAGAGACCCUCCAACGGCUGCUGGAGAAAGGACUUUUGCUCUGUCCUCCAAGAAUAAGUCUCAAGAGAGAGCGGGAAAGCCCGGAUGAAUGUGAGGUGUGCUGCAGAGGGGGACAGCUGCUCAGCUGCGACACCUGCCCACGGGCCUUUCAUGAGGACUGUCACAUCCCGCUGGCGGAGGCCGAGAGGAGCCCGUGGAGUUGCACCUUCUGCAGGAUGAGGGAGACCUCCGGAAGCCGGCAGUGUCUCAGGGAACCCGAGGUCCUGGAGAGGCGGAUGGGGCCUGAGGAGCAGCUGAAAUGUGAGUUCCUCCUCUUGAAGGCCUACUGUCACCCACAAAGUGCCUUUUUUGCGAAGAGCCCACAUAACAUUCAAGAUUAUGCUGAGCCCUUUAAGGAAGCCAUGUGGCUGGACCUGGUGAAGGAAAGGCUGACUGAGAAGGUGUAUACGGUGGCAUGGUUCGUACGGGACAUGCGCCUGAUUUUUCACAACCACAAAACAUUUUACAAGGCUUCCGACUUUGGUCAGGUAGGCCUGGACUUACAGGCAAAAUUUGAGAAGGAUCUCAAAGAGGUGUUUAUGUUUCAUGAAGCCAAUGAGAACUAUUCCCACGCUCCUCCUUGACCCCAUUCUGGAAGGACGAAGGCACCUCAACUUCAGGAUAAAGAUGAUGCAACCCUGGUCAUCCUUAGAUUGCCAGUGAGUCUGGGAUGUGAUUGGCUGUCCCCUUGCCUCAAAUCCAGGCCCUUACAGCAUCAUCACACCCUCUACCUCCUUUUAGCAUUUCUUGUUGCAAUUAAAAAAAUUAGGCCUUGAAUCUAAAGAACUGAAUACUUCCUAAAUAGCGUUAAAUACCCAUCAUAGUUCACACUCUCCCCAUUUCUUAUAAAUUGUUUUACAGCGGAUUUGUUUGAAUCUUGAUUUGGCUACUCUGUCUCUUAUGUCCCUUUAAUUCUGUAAGUUUGCCAGCUAUUCAUGCCAGCUGGGGCCCUUGUCCUGUACAAUGUUUCAUAGUCUGGGCUUUUCUACACUCGCACCACGAUGAAAAUUGUAUUAAGUUGAAUUCUAGAUUUGUGUGAAGUUUUUUGUUGUUGUUGUUGUUUGUUUCUGUUACAUAUUUAAUAUAUCAUUGCAAAGAGUAUUUAUUUUUAGGAUUUUUGCAUUUGUAUUUACAAGUGAGAUUGGUCUGUACAUGUUUGUAUUUUGCCAUAGUCAGGCAUAGGGUUAUCCUUGCUUGGUGAAAGGCCUCAUAAAACUUCCCACUGUUUUAUAUGUUCUGGAAUAGCGGAUAGUGUUUUAAAUUCAUAAAAGUGUAUAGCCUAGAGAUCUUUAGGGAGGCAGC